CUCACUGCUUCUCUGUUGUUAGAUGUUUAUUAUGUGUUCCAACAGAAAACAUACCAAACCAUGUUUUGUAGUCACGGAAUGCGUGUGCUUGACCUGACGCGUGCCCUUGCUUUCCUCCCUGUCUUGAGGCGUAGGUCAAGCUUGAGAACAAGAAACACCUAUAGCCCCUAGCGACGGGCCAGGGUGAGUUGGCUUGAAAGAAUGAACAAAAUCGAUUCUCCAAGCCACUGCUGGGGCAGCUCAAGCAACCUUAACCUCUGGCUCACUCUUCCAAGCAACCCAUGCAGCUAUGCUAAGCUCCCCAGCUGGUUCUUCUUCCCCCAUGUCCUCGUCACCGUCUCAUCUUCCUCCCUAUUCAUCAUUGCUCCUGUGGUUCUACCUCCACGGUCCUCUGCCCAACAAUGGCGUCGUGCGCGGCGGAGACCGGCCUGGUGGCCAUGGACUGCCUGGUGGUGUGCUGCUGCUGCCCGUGCCUGGUGCUGCAGGUCACUGUCUUCCUCUUCGUCAGGCUGCCCAAGAGAGUGGUCGUCAAGACCAAGCGGAUCAUCCUGAGGAGAUGGCACAGGAGGAGGCCGUCGUCGCCGAUGGCGGCGUCCAAGGGAGGAGCUGGCUGCGCGGCCGCAGCAGCAGGCUUGAAGCUGGAGGAGCUGCUGGACCUGGACGACGGUUUUGAGGCCGCGUUUGGGAUCCGAGACGGCGGCGCCGAUGGCUGGAAAGAGAGGUGUUUCGCCGUCGACGGCAACGACGACCAUGACGGCGUGUGGGAGGCGAUCAUCGAGCAGGAAGGGCUCUUCUGGUUCGGGAGCUUCUGGGGCCGGCCGGAGCAGGAGGGGCCAGCUGCUGGAGGUGACGAUCAGAUGGGAGGAAGAAGCUUCAGGUUGCCUGUGAGCUUAGAGAGAGUGUGUGAGUAGCUAGGCUAAACGGUUUGAUUCACACGACGAUGUAAAUAUGAGGCUUUUUAAGCCAAAAGGAUUGCAGUCAAGUAUGUUCACGGCAGAAACUCAAAGAAUGUUCAGAGCAAAAUCGAGAUGUAAAUUCAAAUUCAUCCGAAAAAUCGGGGUUCCUUCCAGUGAAGCAGCGGGGUGUCCGGUUGCUGCGGUCGUUUGGCGGUCACCCGGUCAAUCAGCUGAGAAUCCGGUUAUCAAUCACCUUCAAAGCCUCCUGUUCGUGAAAAAAAAAGCCUUCCAGUUUAUGAAAAUACGUCGCAAGCAUCACAUGUCUCUGCGAAAUGGGUUUAACAGCUUACCCGCUCGCACACAAAUUUCAAAAUACAUGAAGCAUCUUAAAUAUGUUGGAUACAUGUCUGCCUAACUUUUGCUGGAGGAUGUCAUCAUUAUUCACAUCAGCAGAAAGGAUUCAGUUGCUCGGAAUUUUCAC
This is a messenger RNA of Setaria italica (foxtail millet), 1377 nucleotides long. RefSeq lists its product as uncharacterized. Lineage: Eukaryota; Viridiplantae; Streptophyta; Magnoliopsida; Poales; Poaceae. The record is from RefSeq and is a predicted model, not a curated record. The coding region runs from base 402 to 911 and encodes 169 amino acids. The transcript has a single exon.